GUCGACGCGCUAAGGAUGCUGGGAUAUCGGCUGACCAGACAUGAACCUAACUUCAGUUUUCAGAUGGAAGGGUCUGGCAGUCCUCGCUUCAGAAAGCUCCAUUUCCCAGUGGGUCUGUGGAUCCACUCGCCCAGGAAACACUUUGCCAAGCUUGGGGGUCGCUGGCCCAGCGCUAUCUCUGUCAAGUCGACCACCAGCUCUGACGCAGCCUCCCUCCACGAGGCCCCCUCUGCUCCUUCCUCUUCCCUUUCUAACUCCACCCCCUCGCUGGCUUCCCCUACCCCAUCCCCAUCUCCUUCCCCGGCCUUCCUUAGGCCGCGGCCUGCUGGGCCCCAGUCCCGCACAAAGCGCCUUUCCCACCUCUUCCUGCGAGGGCGCUCUAACAGCGACAGGGACCGGGCGGUGGGGGAGAGGGAGAGAGAGAUUUGGGCACAUGCAGCUGCUCCCUCCUCCCACCACUACUUGCCCCCUGCCUCUUCCUCUGCCCCGGGCCUGAUCAAGAUCUAUGGGGAUGCCCUCUCCAGUGGGGCUAACUAUCGCUCCCUGCUGGCCAACACUCACUCUACAGCCAGACAGCUCAUCGCCCAGGUCAUCACCCGGUACACUGAGAGGGAGAGGGAGGAGACAGAUGACGCAGUUCUCCAGAAACACAGCCCAGAGGACUUCCUGUUGUGUGAUGUCAUUGGAAAGCCCAUCCAGCAACCAGAUGGAGCUAUCAAAUGGGAGACAGAGUGCCGGAGAAGUGUUGCCUCAUGGGAAUGUCCCUUAUUGUUAGUGGACAUGUGGCGGCCUAAGGAUGGAUUUGAGCGGCGCUUUGAAAUCGAAAGAAAGGAAGACUAUGAGAGAGAAGAGAGGGAGAGGGAGAAGGAGCGUGAGAGGGAGGGAGAGACAUAUCAAGGUGUACGCUGGCGGCGGAGCAGGAUGUCAUCAGGGGGCGGACCAGAGGAGAGCGAGCGUGGUCACCGUGCAAGGAACUCAGAGCUCAGGAGGAGCAUCAGUGACAUGAACCUGAGUCUGCGGCGUCGCCAAGGCAACCACGUCAUCAAUGACCCACGUAGCAACCGGCUGAACAACAAUGGAGGAGUGCAGGACAGGAAGAACAUUGUGAGCAUGAUCAGCCCACAGCAAGGAGAGAUUAGAGCUUCAAAAAUUGAAGCAAAGGUUGGAUGGAUGAACCAGCCUGCGGAAGACGAGAAGGAUUACUCCAGCUGUGACCUGGAAGUGAUGUCACAAAGUUUGAUCCUUCCACCCACAGAUCGGCCCUACUUCCUGUUGCUGCAGGGUUACGAUCAGAGCAAGGAUUUUGUUUUGUACAUCAUGGCGGGACAUACGCAUGUGUUUGGAAGAAAGCCCACGAUGAAGGAGCGAGAGAAGGAUAGAGAGAGGGAGAGGAAGGGGAAGAGACCUCUGAAGGUGGACACGUUCCUCUCUGCACCUGACCUCUUGGCCAGGCACUUAUUGGUCAGAAGAGACUCAGCUGUUCCCGAGACGCCCACCAGACAAGCUCUGAUGCGGCCCUUCAGAGGAGGCGCAGUCACACACAACGGAGUGGCUCUUUACAGGGAGACGGUCCUAAAGCCUGGCGAUGUGAUUGGUCUGGGGAACCACUUCCUUUUCCUAUACCGUGACCCCCGCGUGACUCCAGCUCCACCGCUGGCAUUGACCCUGCCAUGGCAGGCUGAUGCCUCCACCACCUGCUGCCCCUCAGGGUUAGCGGACAGACAGGAAGCGCUGAGGCAAUACCUCGGAUCUACAGAGGCAGUGCUGAAGUUUCAUUCCCGCCACACAGAUGCUCUGUUACAGGAGAUAAUCUCCACAAACUCUUCUCCAGACUCUGGAGGCGGGCCUUUAGCUCCUGCUUAUCUCCUGUCAAUCAUGAUAGAUCAUGCCUCCAAACACCUGGACCCCGCUCUCACACCACAGAUAUUACUCAAGUCAGCCAAUCUAAUUAAAGAAAUUGUCUGGGAUAACAUUAAGGAAUUUGGGGAUAAGCAUCCCACGCAAAAUUCCACAGAGCAAGAAGGUGAGAUAAGCACGCCGAAUGUCCAGAAACUGUCGUCUGACCUUCGACCCCUGAUGUUCUGGAUGUCAAAUGCCACAGAGCUCCUUAACUUCUUCCAGGUCAAAGUUGAAGCCAUGGAGAAAGAGUGGGAGUUUGAAGCCCCGGGGGACCCAGUUUUGACGGCUGACAUGGACACCUGCUCAGAAGCUCUGGCGCAACUGGAUGAUGUCAUUAUGCACACCUUCCAACAGUGUGUGUAUCACCUCACCAAGACUCUGUACUCACUCCUUCCAGCUCUUCUGGACUCCAACCCAUUCUCCAGAGAGGCGAAGGAGAAGGAGCAGGAUGGAGCUCGGGCAGCAGAGGGAGAAGAGAAAGGAGGGGGGGAAGGAGAGGUGGAUGACGUGUCCACCUUACCGCCCAAAGUUGCCGGGCUGGUGGAAGUGUAUCGCUGUUCCCUGAUGUUGUCACGGGAGGCGUGUCUCUCCCCGCCGCUGACCUCCCAAACCUUUGGCUACCUCUUCUUCUUCACCAACACCUCCCUGCUCAAUACUUUACUGGAGAGAGAUGGACUGUUUUCGUGGUCCAGAGCGGUCCAGAUCCGUACAAACUUGGACCUGGUUCUGGACUGGCUACAGGGGGCGGGAUUAGGAGAUAUAGCCUCUGAGUUCAUGAAGAAACUGUCAAUCACAGUCAACUUCCUGUGUAUUCCCAAGACUCGACUUAUCCAGUCAUCAUGGACCAGUCUACAGGAGGAUCAUGUCUUGUUGAGCCCUUCCCAGCUGCACCACCUGCUCACCCAUUACAAGCUGGGUCCAACCAGAGCCCCACCAGCGUCCUGGGCCCCUCUGCCAGGCACAGAGCUGAGUGGAGACAUCUUUGAGAGCUUCUUGGACCACCCUCCUCUAAUCCUGCCAAAUGAGACUCCACGCCUUGACCUCUCCCAGCCAAUCCCGAGCCCUGAGCUCCUAAAGGAAGUGACACGUCUCCGCACCUUCUUGUGGGGACUUGACCAGGAUGAGCUACCCGCCAAUCAGAGGACUCGGCUUUGAGGAAGCCCAUAUUUGUCUCUAUGGAUGUCUCAGAAGUAAAAAGGAAAUAACCAGAAACAGCAAACUGCACACCCCAAAAGAAAUGCAAACUGGACUUGUUUUCUGCAUUUUGUUGCCUGGUUGUUGCUUUUUCAUGACAUUUCCAUAUGAAUUCAUUAAUCCACUUAGAUAUUUUCAAGUAAAAUAAAUGUAUUGGCUUUUGUAUGUCUUUAUAGAUUUUAUUCUAAAGCAGGGAGUGAAACCCCAUGCCUGUUGGGUCACGUGGUGUUAUGCUUUACGUGACUGUUUUACUUGGCUUCCAUGUAUGUUUUUAAACUACUUGUUUUUAAUAAAACGCUGAAUUCUAGUCUUAAAGGCC
This is a messenger RNA of Cottoperca gobio, 3412 nucleotides long. It is a transcript of the gene rasip1, whose product is annotated as Ras interacting protein 1. Gene Ontology annotation, cellular component: cell-cell junction. Gene Ontology annotation, biological process: angiogenesis; negative regulation of Rho protein signal transduction; regulation of GTPase activity. The record is from RefSeq and is a predicted model, not a curated record. Lineage: Eukaryota; Metazoa; Chordata; Actinopteri; Perciformes; Bovichtidae. Gene Ontology annotation, molecular function: GTPase binding.